Acipenser ruthenus (sterlet) is the source of this 3152-nucleotide messenger RNA. RefSeq lists its product as uncharacterized. Gene Ontology annotation, cellular component: shelterin complex. Gene Ontology annotation, biological process: regulation of telomere maintenance via telomere lengthening; telomere capping. The record is from RefSeq and is a predicted model, not a curated record. Bases 179 to 2611 code for a protein of 810 amino acids. Lineage: Eukaryota; Metazoa; Chordata; Actinopteri; Acipenseriformes; Acipenseridae. The transcript has 7 exons. Gene Ontology annotation, molecular function: telomeric repeat DNA binding.
GAAGGAAGUUACGUAAUAUGAGUGCCUCCCAGAAGGAAAUGAUACUUGCCUGCACAUGUCUUUGGUUUUCUGUCUCACGCUGGGCGUAUUGAUCAGGAAGAGUGAAUGUAUAAGUGUUAAUGGGUGAAACCAUUAUUAAUGUAAACGGCAGUUCCAGCGUCAGUGUAUUCUGUACAGAAUGUCAAGUGUGGCACAGGACGUUAACAUCGCAGACCUCAGAAGAUGCGUGCAGGUUAUCCCUGAGUUAAGAAGCUGGAUCCUGGAUUACUUGUACAGACACAGGCAAUUGGAUAUUGUGAGAGGAUUCACUGUGUUUGAAGACCUUUUGAAUAGUGGUAUUCUCCAUCUUCGCAUUCUAAGCACAGACAUGUGGUCUGUGAUGAAGAGUGAAGACACGGAGCAUUUUCCAAGAAUUCUGGAGUUUCUUGAGUGGAGUUAUAAGCAGAACCCUGAUCUGGUCUGUUUCAGGCACUAUAUCAAAAUAUGCACAGCACUGAAGGCAAAGAUUAUAGUAAAUAUGCUUGUGAAACAGCAUAAUCUGCUGAACAUCCUUAAAUCUCUCAACGAAUUCUUCCCAGAGAAUGGCCCCCAGUAUGCUCAAGCUACAAGAAGAGAUACUAAAAAAUUAAGACUCUGUUUUCAACAAUUUCGGAAGCUGGUUCUGAGAAUGAUUCGGGAUGAACAUUUUUGCAAGCAGUAUAUUGAGGUUGAUCUAGAAAAUGAAUACGGUGAGCGGUUUACAAAUGCUUUACAGAAGUUAUUUUGGGAAUACCUUGAAAGACUUGAAAGCAUAUUCCCUCCACCAAAGAUAGAGCAGCUCUUGACCGGUGAAAUAAGCAGUGAUUGUACCGAAGAGGAAUGUAUAUUGGCAGAAUUACUUCAAAAGCAGACCCUCAGUGUUCCUGACACGUUACAACGGCUUCUGCAGUGUAUCGUGGAGCAAGACUGUUCACAGGAGUUAGUUCCAGUCAGCAGCCAUGACAAUAGUGAACCAAACCUGAUAGCAUCCAGUUUGGAAGAGUCUUUAUAUCAAGAAGGUAAUUGCUUGGAGAGGGAAGGAGGAUGUGAGAAAGAUAGUAAAGAACAGCUGAAUGUAGGUGAAGACAACAGUGGACUGAUGGAAACCAAUGAUACAAAUGGAACCAUUUUAAGAGCCAGUUCUGAUCUACAAAUGAAGGGAAAAGAACAGGCAGCCGUGAAACAACCAAAUAGACAUGUCUCUCAGAGAGAAAAUAAUGUUUGUGUAGAUAUACUACAGUUACCAAAUAACUCGAAGAGUUCACUGGUAAAUGGAAUCAUGCCACAUGGAACUGAAACAUUCCAAGUAGGGACAUCUCCAGUUUAUGGAAAAGAAAUUGAACAACUCAGUGAAGAUGUUGAGGUUGGUGAGACAUUGCAUGAAACCACCACAUCAGUGCUUGAAGAUGUGUCUUAUAAUGACAGCGGUGACCAGGAUGAAGAGAGCAUGGAUGUGAUAUGUCUUGGAGAUUUUGAUGUAACAUUGCUUGAGGAUUGCUCGCAGGGAAAAACUAAUACAGAUGCUUCUUUAGCUAAUAACUCUUGUAGGCUAGAAGGUCCUAGAGUGGAGUCACAUGCUUACUCUACCACACCAGUGUUUUCUGCUCUGAGAAUGGAUUCUACCUCGUUUGAAGAGUCUGAAGAAAACAUGUCUCCACCUGACCCUUUCCAGUCCCAGAAACAAAGCCAGUUAGAGAAAGCCAGGGACCUAGUGCCUGUAUAUCAUUGCAGUAGAAAUGUCUUGAGUGAACCAAAUGAAUACCAGUUAGAUACAGGCCAUAUACCGUACCAGCCAGGUGAAAGAUGUGGACAUCGCAACGACACCUUGACUGUAUCAGUUGGAGAUGUUGAGCAGCUACGAGUCAACAUGAACCAAGGUGGUGAUGCUGAAAAAUUUCUGAAUGACUACAUGUUGUGUUCAGAAGAAAGCCGAGAAAGCAUAAGCAGCCGUGACAGACAGACAGAUAUACAAAGCGUUGACUCGCUUCCAAAUCAGACCUCUGCCCAGAUGAUUUCACCACUAAUUUUGGGUUUAACCAGGAAAUGUAAACCCAGUGCAGAGAAACAAAGUGAGAGCAUGGUUUCCACUCCGACUCUGAAUUCCGUUCAUUGCACAAAUGGUAUUGUGUCGAAGCAAGACAAAGGGGUUAAGUUAUCAAUGGAAUGCCAAAAGUUUAUUUCGCACUCUGCCAACCUCCAGCCUGUUGUCCUGCUCUCCAGGUUAGUUUUAGAUGAAGAUCUGAACCAGUCCCUUGCUAGAGAGCCAUUUGAUGCUUAUUCUUGGACCUCGGGUGCUGGAUGUUUGUCUUGGGCUGGUUCCUCCACAUUGGGUCCUGACACUGUAAGAAACCCAACCAAAGCACAAAGCAAAGAAGAUAGCAAUGAUCAGGAAUCAGCAGAAAAUUCUUUUGUGAGCACAUAUACUUCUACAAGUGAAUCCUGUCACACAGACCUCAGUGAUUUUGAGUACAUUCCAUACUCUUCCCCAAAAGUCAGUGGCACAGUGCAAUUGCACCGUGAUGAAUGUGGUAGAUUUAUUUCAUUAAAGAAGGACCAUAAUAAUUGGCUCCUGUCCCAAAGAAACAAAAGCUGACCUAAAUAACUGACGUGGUCGUUUGACUUCAGGGCUUGAAUUUCAGCACGGGAAUCGCGCAUUUUCCAAGUUGCACCGGCAUAUUUGCAACUUUCAGUGCGGGAAAAUCCCACAGAGAUAUUUUAAGAUGGCAAGCUACUGUGUUUUUCACCCAAUUUAGAAUGCCUGAAACACCAACAAUCUCUAAAGAAGUGGGUGUCAGUGACGAAAGCACUAUGAGCCUAGUUCUGGUUAAAAUAAAUAAAUAAAUAAAUAAAUAAAAAGUAGUGCUGGAUAUUUUAAGUGCCGCGAGACUUUAUUCUCUCAUACGUGAUUCUCGGCCUCUAUCUUUAAGCAUUGGUUAAAAAGAAAAGCACCUUUUCCUUCUGCUGCAUGCAAAAACUUCACGUCAGACAAUGGCAAAAGCAAUGGAGAGUGCUCUGUCUCGCAGUGAUGAACAGCUGUUAGGUCUCCUGAAAGCAGCUUAUUUUGAAGCAACACCAGUGUGAAUGAUGAUGCAGUAAAAAUAAAUAAAUAAAUAUAUCGUUUUUUAUAUGCAAAA